Molecule: messenger RNA, 4696 nt
Organism: Loxodonta africana (African savanna elephant)
Lineage: Eukaryota; Metazoa; Chordata; Mammalia; Proboscidea; Elephantidae
Gene: PRR11
Product: proline rich 11
Exons: 10
Coding region: 1135-2241 (368 amino acids)
Cellular component (GO): cytoplasm; nucleus
Source: RefSeq, a predicted model, not a curated record
GAAAGCGUGAACGGUUCAGCCCAAAAGGGAGGUACCUCCUUCGGGUUAUUUCCACCCCACCCUCCAUCACCCUUUCUUGGAGUAGGAAAGACUUCUCCCCUUCUAGGGGGAUUUAGGGGCCGUUCCAGUCACAUAUUUUUGGUGGAAAUAGAUAAAGCGCUGGGUGCACCAAAUACAGUUUCUUUAAGGGCGGAAAGGUUAAGGGCAGGGAAAAAGGAGUUCCAAAGGCCCCUCACCCUCGGCAUCUCCCGCCAUUUCCCUCACGAGUUUCCCGGAUGUAACCCCUUCCCCGCGGCGGUUAAGAGACCAGGCGGCGGCGACUCCCUUUAGUGCAGGAGGAGGUAACUCAAGUCUGGCCCAGCCUCCGCCGCCCAGACGUUCCGGCGACUCCAAGUUGGGUCCGACCUUCGAGGCCAUGGGCGGGGGGGAUAAAAUACCCAGUAGAUCUCCUUCACUUUGCACUCACCAUCAGUUCCAGCUUAUCGACCUCCGCCUCCAUGUUGAAUAGUUGACAUUCCUCAGACCGCGGCGGCGCUUAAGCCACAAACCGUACAAGCACUGAAGGUCCCUAUUGGACAGCUGUCACUCAACGUCUCACACUCAUUGGCUGUCCAGUUUCACCGACGCCCGCCCAUUGGAGACUGGGUAACGCCCCUCCGCAUGAAACACAUUUUUUUGUUGGGCAAAGACACAAAAUGCCGCAGGAGGAUUGGCUGCUGUACACUUUUUUUUCAUUGGCUGUUUUCUCUUCGCCACUUUCAAUUUCAUAGUUAGGACUCCGCAGAGAAGACCUUGCGAUUGGUGCAUCGGAAGAAGCACCAGCCAAUUACACAAAAUCUUCCACAGACACCGUGGAUGGCAUGGACACGCCUUCUUUUCUCUUCGCUUCCCCGCCCGUUUCCUCCCGCCUUCCCCUUAUUCAUGCCGGGAGCGUCUCAACUCUGAUUGGUCAGAACGUGGUGCUGUCUCAGCCAGUCACAAGCCAGGCUUUGCUUCUCUGUGAGCGAAUCGUGGAAAGACCAUGGCUACGAUUGGUCCCUCCUUGACAAGGAUUUAAUUUUGAAAAUUUCCCUGUGGCUUGGGAGAGACCGCAGCGGAGACUACAUCUAAUCCUCGGGCAUUUAGACUAAAAUCAUGUCCAAGUUCAAGCAACGAAGAAGGAAGCAAAAAGCCAAAGCUAAAAAGUUAUUCAAGAAAAAAGAAGCUUCUAGAUUUCUGUCCAAGCUAAUUGCACCUCCUCCUCCCCCAAAGUCACCAGAAAGACUGGUCAUUCCUCCAACAGAUAUACCCAAUAGCAGAAGCUGGCUCAGGUCAACCUGUAACUUUAAUUUUACCAAUAUUAAAGAUGCAGUAAAACUCUGGACAAAUAGAGUGUGGUCUAUAUAUAGCUGGUGCCAGAACUGCAUAGCCCAGAGUUUAGAAGUAUUGAAAGACACCAUUUUUCCAUCCCGCAUCUGCCGCCAAGAACUGCACAGUUUAAAACACCGGUUUUGCGUUUUAGAAAGUGAAUUCUGCAAGCUCCAGGAAGCACUGAAGACUGUCUCAGAAAAUUCUUCUUGCCCAAGCUGUGGUUAUAUGUGUCACUUGAGUGGUAAACUUACAACUGUGCCUGCUUGUGAGCUAACCACCCCUGGGGAAUCCCGAGCUGCACUUCCGCCCACACUGCCCCAACCAGCCAGCCAUCUUCCUCCUCCUCCUCCUCCACCACCGCCUCCACCACCUCCACCUCCUCCGCUGCCACCUCCUCCACCACCGGUAGCACCUUUGCUGCUCAGAAAAGCUGAUGGCAGUAAAUCACUUCAGGCCGGACCGUUAAAACGAGUUGGACCCAUGCAGAUAACAGUUAAAGAUCUACUGACUGUGAAAUUAAAGAAGACACAAAGUUUUGAUGAGAGGAAGAAGCUUGUAGUAUCACCGAAGACACAGAAGCCCCUAGUUACCGUCUCUGACCUGCAGCAUGUUACCUUGAAACCUAACUCCAAAGUGUUAUCGACUCGAGUCACAAAUGUCUUAAUAACCCCUGGUAAAAGCCAAAUAGAUCUACGGAAACUACUUAGAAAAGUCGAUGUAGAGAGAAGCCCAGGUGGAACCCCUCUUACCAAUAAAGAAAAUUUGGACACAGGAGCUGGACUGACCCCAGUAAUGACCCGGGCCUUGAGGAGAAAGUUUCAGCUGGCUCACCCCAGAAGCCCAGCUCAAACUCAACUACCUUCUACAACCAGCUUUGAUGAACAAAACUAAUGUCAACUCUGCCUGACUCCGCGUGAAGAUCUUUAAAGUACACAGAUAAAACCGUUCCAAAUCCUUUUUUUUUUUUAAAAGAUGUAGUAGGGUAUGUAUAAAUUAUUAUACUAAUAUAGUAUAAUGUUUAAUUCCAUGUGAGGAAUUAGGUGUGUGGACCCUACAUAUACUGUGGUACAAUGUGGGUAUUUGAAUAUUUUCUAGUUUGUGUGAUCUGUAAAAUAACCAGAUGGGAAAAUGGAAUCUCCAAAAUGAUAUUUACCCUGGAAUUGUCCAAUUUAGGUUGGAGAGAUAACUAGUUUGUACUGUAUUAGGUACAGUAUGACAUUAGGAAAAUAGCCUGGUCCCCGUUUAUCUUGGGAAGAGUCAAUGGCGGAAAGUAAUGGCCUCACUAAUUGUCUUCCCUCUGUAGGGGCUCUUUGGUAAUUGAAAGGAAAAGUAUUUUAGCCUUUAAGAUUCAUCCAUUUAUUAAGUGGUGUACUUGUAGCUUGAUCAAUUAAAAAAACUCACUAGAUAUUACUUCUUUUUACUACAAUUAAGAGGUAAGGCCAUUCCUCGUCCUAAUUCAACUGUUUCCCAAAAAGAACUUAAACUAAAAAGCCACCCAAAGUGACCUAAAAAAUUAGAAUGUAUCAUUUCCAGCACCUUAGUUAGUUAUAUCUGGCUCAGAUCUGAAAUAUUCCUUACUUUUAUAUCUGCUGUCUAGAUUCAUGCAGAAUUAAUAUAAAUUUCAUGAGGAGUUCAAAAUGAGCCAGGUAUUUUCCAUCAUUCCCUGCCAAGGAUUCCCUGAGGUCCAGAGCAGGUUCUCUGUGAGGUCUAUUUCCUUGUCCACCCUGUGGAUUCAAAAACUGUAAUAAUGUACAUCUCAUGGGAUUUUGGUCCUUCUUACCAGUCUCAGGUUGCCAUAUUUAGCAAAUAAAAAUAUAUGACACUCAAAUUUGAAUUUCAUAUGAACGUUUUAGUAUGAAUAUGUCCCAUUAAGCAGUGAAUAUGUUUUUAGCGUAAGUAAUGUCCCAGAUAUUACAUGGGACAUAUUGAUACUAAAAAAUUAUUCAUUGUUGGUCUGAAAUUCAAAUGUAACUGGGCAUCCUAUAUUUUAUCUGGCAACUGUAUCAGCCAGUCUCCUACAAAGUUGCCAAGUAAAUCUGGGGAGCCCCCAGCUUGCCGUACUUGUCUGCUCACCAGUAGGUAUUACUGUACCUUCAGCCAGGCACAGGAUUAGCUUUGAUGUUGAAAACCUCCUCUGCAGUUCCAAGAAUAAGGAUAACAGCUCCUCAUGGACAGGAAAUAAGGGGAUUCAGAGCUUCACUGGAGUUGCUCUAGUGUGUAUAGCUAGCCUAACAGGAAGCAGCUACAUAGAUGAUAUCCUUAAAAUGUCCCCAGCCUAGCUUAGGCUAAAAAGAUGUUUUAGGAGAUUUCUACAAAUGCCUGUAUUUCCACAGAAUAAACAUUCCUCUGAAAUGCCAUGUACAGCAUUGUUGGAAAGUCACCAAGCUGGAAGCAGACCUGGGGACAAUGUUUAUCACCUAAGAGGUAGUCCUGUUUAUGAGACCCACAUUAUGCUUACAGUGCACUUAUGGAUGAAAAUGAAACAGAGAAGUUAAGAGACAUAUCUGCUUCUAGUAAAAGUUGAGAUUUUUUGUUUUUGUUUUACCUGUUAGUUACACUUAUGUAAGGAUAAAGGGGAUGAUCAUUGAGAAUACAGUGAAUAUUUUAAUAGAAUAAUAUUUUAUGAGGCACAUAUAAUGUUUAUAAUAUUCAUAAGCCUCCAUGUACUAUGUCAUUUAAAUGAUUUGAUCAUUCUUGUGUGAUGAAAGGUUCACAGCAAAAAUGCUGUAGAAAUCCUAUAAACAUUUGUAAAGCUGCUACUGCCACUGCACCAGUAUUAAAGUGUGUCCUGCCUCACAUCUUUUACCAUUUUUUAUACUAUACCUAUUUGAGUACCCUUUGAAUGCUAUGACUUCAUUAAACUAUUGCUUAUCAUAUGCCUUCAAUGGCUACUUUGUGAGUGAAUGAUAACCAGAGAAAAUGAACAACCAAGAUACACCUGGUUAUGUUUUUAAAUAAAGAUGAAUAAAAAAAAAACCUUGGCUUUUCUUUCCUUUUUAAACCCUUUUUUACUGAAAAUGUAAUACACAAAAUCAAGUACACAAAACAUAAAUAUAUAAACUAACAAAUUAUAAAGCAAACACCCGUGUCUACACCAAAAAAGAAAACUAAUGAGCUUGCUAGAAGCCCUUCCUGCCUCCCUUUGCUCGUACAACCCCUUCUCCAGCAAAUAACUACUGAUCUACUUGUUACAAUCAAUAUUUCCUUGCUUUUACCCUGUGUGUAUGCAUCCCUAAAUGUAUGGUUUAUUUUUGUUUGUUGUUGAAAUCUAUAUAAAUGGAGUCAUAGAGUAAUGUAUUCUUAUGUGUCUGGCUUUUCUCAAUAAACAUUUGUUUUUAAGGUUCAA